AUGAACAUUCGUGAACAGAUUUUGGGCAUGUUUGCCCACAUAAGCCAUAACCGACUCAAGGCCAAGGGACUCGGCCAACACAACAAUGCCCAAAACUACAGAAACCAGGACUUUGAGGAACUGCAAGCAGACUGCCUUAGCAUGGGAGAGUUGUUUGAAGACCCCAUAUUCCCUGCAGUACCCAGUUCCCUGGGCUUCAAGGAUCUGGGCCCCAACUCCAGGAGUGUUCAGAACAUCUUGUGGCAGCGGCCCAAGGAUAUUGCAAGCAACCCCCAGUUCAUCGCAAAUGGGGUCUCUCCCACAGACAUCUGCCAAGGGGUACUCGGGGACUGCUGGCUGCUGGCCGCCAUUGGCUCCCUCACCACGUAUCCCAAACUGCUGUACCGAGUGGUGCCCAGGGAACAGAGCUUCAGGAAAAACUAUGCGGGCAUCUUCCAUUUUCAGAUCUGGCAGUUUGGGCAGUGGAUGGACGUGGUGGUGGAUGACCGGCUGCCCACCAAGAACGCCAAGUUGGUGUUCGUGCACUCCUCAGAGCGCACCGAGUUCUGGAGCGCCCUGCUGGAGAAGGCGUACGCCAAGCUGAGCGGGUCCUACGAAGCACUGGCAGGGGGCAGCACCACGGAGGGCUUUGAGGACUUCACCGGUGGAGUGGCCCAGAGCCUCAAUCUCUUGAGGCCCCCUGAUAACCUGCUGAGGCUCUUUAGGAAGGCGGUGGAUCGAUCCUCCCUCAUGGGCUGCUCCAUUGAAGUCACUAGUGACAGUGAGAUGGAAUCCAUGACUCAUAGAAUGCUGGUGAGAGGACAUGCUUAUGCAGUGACUGGCCUUGAGGAUAUCCGCUUCAAGGGCAGGAUGGAAACACUGAUUCGGAUCCAGAAUCCCUGGGGCCGGGUUGAGUGGAAUGGAGCCUGGAGUGACGAGUCCAGAGAGUGGAAGGAGGUGGAUUCCAAACUCCGGGUGCAGCUGCUGAACAAGAAGGAGGACGGGGAGUUCUGGAUAUCCUACUACGACUUCAUGAACAACUUCACGCUCCUGGAGAUCUGCAACCUCACCCCGGAUGCGCUCUCUGGGGACCACAAGCGCUCCUGGCACACCACCUUCUACGAGGGCAGCUGGAGGAGGGGCAGCACUGCGGGGGGCUGCAGGAACCACCCUGACACAUUCUGGACCAACCCCCAGUUUAAGAUCUAUCUACCAGAGGAGGAUGACCCGGAGGAGGACGUUGAGGGAGACCAAGUCUGCACCUGCCUGGUGGCCCUGAUGCAGAAGAACUGGCGGCAUGCGCGGCCCCAGGGAAUGCAGCUGCACACCAUUGGCUUUGUCGUCUUCCCAGUCCCAAAAGAGUUUCAGAACGUCCAGGAUGUGCACUUGAAGAAGGAUUUCUUCAAGAAGUAUCAGGACAAUGGCUUCUCAGAGACCUUCAUCAACUCACGGGAGGUGAGCAACCACCUCCGGCUGCCUCCAGGACAAUACAUCAUUGUCCCCUCUACCUUUGAGCCACACAAAGAGGCCGACUUCCUGCUGCGGGUCUUCACUGAAAAGCACAGCCAGUCUUGGGAACUGGAUGGAUUCAGCUACGAAGAGCUUCUCCAGGAGGAAACCCCGUCUAAGAAGGACAUAGAUGAGGACUUCAUAAAUUUGUUUGAGACAGUGGCAGGCCAGGACAAGGAAAUAGACCAAUAUGAGCUACAGAAACUGCUCAACAGAACGGCUUUCAAACUCAAAUACAAGAUCAAGGGCUUUGGCUUGGAAACCUGUCGCCGUAUGAUCAGCCUCAUGGAUAAAGAUGAAUCUGGAAAGAUGGGGAUUUUGGAGUUCCAGGUCCUGUGGAAAAAAAUCAAGAAAUGGACGGAGAUCUUCCGAGAGUGUGACGAGGACCAAUCAGGCAACUUGAACUCCUACGAGAUGCGCUCGGCAAUUGAGAAAGCAGGCAUUAAGCUGAACAACAAAGUGCUGCAGGUGCUGGUGGCAAGGUAUGCAGAUGAAAACAUGCUUGUGGAUUUUGAUGACUUCAUCAGCUGCUUCCUGAAACUGAAGGCCAUGUACAUGUACUUUCUCAGCAAGGAUCCCAAGAAUACUGGCUAUAUUCGUUUGGACUUGGAGCAGUGGCUGGUGAUGACCAUGAUAUAGGCACUCUGCUGGAGCCUGGCUCCCUCCCUCUGCCAGCUGGGGGUGCUGGCCAAGGAGGUUGGGGUGCCCCUUGCCGCCCUCAGCUCUCUGGUCGGCUGGGCCCGGAGGCCGUGUUUACUCCACUGUCGCUCUUCCUGCUUGGAGGGGUUCUUUGUCCCCCACCAGCUUCUAGUAGCUGGAUCAACCCCACCAUCUCAAAUUUUCUCCCAGUAUAUUUCAUUAAAACUUAAGUUAGGCUUCCUCCUGUUCCCCCCGUGUGAGACAGCCGAGAAUAGGGAAGGCACCUGAGCUGCUUGGUGCCCUCCAGCUUUCUGUCCACUCACCUGCCUGCCAACCCAAUCCUCCUGUGGCAUCGCUUCUCUCUCCUUUCCCUCACCCGUGGAUGUUAUUGUAAUAAAGAGCACAUGCCACUA
Molecule: messenger RNA, 2540 nt
Organism: Marmota monax (woodchuck)
Lineage: Eukaryota; Metazoa; Chordata; Mammalia; Rodentia; Sciuridae
Gene: Capn11
Product: calpain 11
Exons: 22
Coding region: 1-2127 (708 amino acids)
Biological process (GO): proteolysis
Cellular component (GO): cytoplasm
Molecular function (GO): calcium-dependent cysteine-type endopeptidase activity; calcium ion binding
Source: RefSeq, a predicted model, not a curated record